Amphimedon queenslandica is the source of this 1549-nucleotide messenger RNA. RefSeq lists its product as uncharacterized. The coding region runs from base 14 to 1363 and encodes 449 amino acids. The record is from RefSeq and is a predicted model, not a curated record. The transcript has 2 exons. Lineage: Eukaryota; Metazoa; Porifera; Demospongiae; Haplosclerida; Niphatidae.
ACUAGGAUACAACAUGAAUGGGCUUCCUUGCUCUGCAUCACCUAACGACGAUGAUGUUUACAAGCAAAUCGACAUUAUCCUCACGCUAGCAACCACAGUAACAUCAAUGAGUGAAAGUGAUUACAAUAAAUUCAAGAGGUUGCAUACUGAGCAAAAUGGUGGGGUAUUGUUAGGCCAUGUAGAUAUUGAUAAUCGCUGUGACCUUGUUCGUCUUCUCUUAGAGAAGAAAUCGCUUCAUAAGAAGGACAACAUUAAAAUUGUUUUUGAUUGGCUACAAGAAUCUGGCUGUUCAAGCUACCAACAGAAACUACGAGACUACUGUAAGAGACAUGAUAUCAAGGUUUCAAGGCAAUUGAAAACUCGUACCUGUCGCUUUUUCGUGGUAGUUUUAUCGAUCCUUUGUUUCUCAAUGAUUACUGUUAUUUUGAUCCUGUUGUUAAUUCCAUCCAUUGACAAAAAAGACUCACAGAAUAAGACCCACCCAAUUGGUGUCAACACUACCAUUAAAUUGGACUGCUUCAAUACUUCAAAUACAGAUUUAGUUGACGUCAGUUCCUUGACGCUGGACUACGCUACUGUCUAUGCCAUACCUGAAGAACAUAUUAGCACGUAUCACCUGGUCUUACCAUACAUUUAUAAUAAAUGCCAUUCUGGUCAUUCCUCUCUUCCCAUCUCCAUUUCGUAUUUCGAUUGUCACGAACCUAUUUAUACGGCAAGUGGUGGAGGGACUCUUAAUUUAUUUAUUGAUUUGGUAAAUAGCAAUCCUGAUAGGGUCUCUUGUGCAAUGAGAUUGCUUGUUUUUUGUAAUGUCUCUGCCGAUUACAUUAGCUACAAAAAUGUUGCUAGAGAUCCAAAAGAUAAGCCACCUCGUUCUGUAUACAACAGUUCAGAUUGUGUUGGUAGUAAUGGAACUCAUUCAUUCUCAAUAACAUUACCAAGCACUUCUCUGCUCUAUUUUGUUCUUGCUGUAGUUAAUCAAACUAAAGUUAAUGUCAGCAUUUCAGGAAAUAUAUCAGCAUAUUCAAAUGCAGCAAAAUACACAGUUGAUGAGUACCAUCUUACUCGGUCAAGUAAAAAUUGUUCUAUCCCGAUAAAUCCCAAAAAGAGCAGAUAUAAGAACAAUCGUGGUCACUUGUGUCUUUUUGGUAACACUACUAUUGGAUUUGAAGGGAAAGUGAAUCUGUUCGCUACAUUUAUAACAAAGGGAGUCUAUCUUCAAAAGUACUGGAUAUACUCUCUUCCUCUCUGCGGCUUAACAUUAAUUAUUUUCUUUGCUUUAUUAAUUAUCAUUACUGUCAUCUAUUAUUGUCAGCGUCAUAACAGAAGAAAGAGAAUAAAAGAAGUAACUGGAGAACUGCAGUAAGCACAUGCUAAGUAACUGCCAUUUAUUUUAUUACUGCUUAUCAAUAUUAUUAUCAUUGCAACUUUUCAUUUUUUAUUAUUGCUAAUAGGAAAAUUUUCAUUGAUCAUGUGAAGUCUAAUUAUUGUUAACAUUAAAUUUUGAUGUUUCAUUUAUUAUGUAAUGUUUAUCAGCCUAUUUUUAUCAAAA